This is a messenger RNA of Salvia hispanica, 1738 nucleotides long. It is a transcript of the gene ACR1, whose product is annotated as ACT domain repeat 1. NCBI's taxonomy places the organism in Eukaryota, Viridiplantae, Streptophyta, Magnoliopsida, Lamiales, Lamiaceae. The record is from RefSeq and is a predicted model, not a curated record.
UUCAAAUCACAUCUCUCUCUCUCUUCUCACAAACACACACAAAUUAAAUUGCUCCGAAAACCCUUAUAGGUUGCACAGUUUUCACGCCGACGGCCGGCUUGUGAGUCAAUUUGUGGUUCAUUAUUCUUAAUGCCAAGAAUUCAGUGCAUCCCAAAUUUGGUGAUCCGGACUUUCGAAUCCUAGUCAAAUUCGAAUAAAAUUUCAAGUUGUUUCAUCGAAUGAUGGAUAUCACAUACACGCCCUACAUUGAUCCAGACUUUGAAUUUCUUUUAGAAAGAAUCCAUCCUCCAAGGGUUUCUGUUGACAAUGACAUCUAUCCAGAUUGCAGCCUCAUCAUGGUUGAUAGUGCUAAUAAGCAUGGGGUGCUGCUGGAGAUGGUCCAAGUUCUUACAGAUCUUGACCUCCUCAUUUCCAAAUCUUACAUCUCCUCCGAUGGUGGUUGGUUGAUGGAUGUCUUCCACGUCACAGAUCAACAAGGCUACAAACUCACUGAUCAAAACCUUAUCCAUCAAAUCCAAGAGGCCAUUUGCAAAAGUAGGCUGCCAAACAAGGAGGCCAGGCCUCGAGGCGUGUCGGCAGACCACGUGGCAUUCGAGAUGACGGGGCUGGACAGGCCGGGCCUGAUGUCAGAGAUGUCGGCCGUCCUCGCUGAGAUGGACUGCCACAUCUCUGCCGCUGUGGCAUGGACUCACAAGGGCCGGGCGGCAUGCAUCAUCUAUGUCGAGGACACCUCUGGUGGCAAAGCCGGCCGGAUGACCGACCCUGCCCGGGCAGCCCAAGUGCGGUCCCACCUUGAGAAUGUGGUGGAGGCGCACCACCACGAGGACGAGAGGCAUAGUGUGACUCUGGCUUCCCCUUGCCCCCACACGGAGAGGCGCCUCCACCAGCUGAUGGCCGCGGACAGAGACUACGACCAAUGCUGCUCGUGCUGCAACGGAAACAGCGAAUGGGACGGCAUCAAUGUGUAUGGUGGUUGCCGGAAAGAGCAGAGGAAGGGGCAGAUUGGGACACAUGUGAAGAUACAGAGGUGUAAAGAGACCGGCUACUCGAUUGUUACCGUGAGGAGCAGAGACCGGCCUAAGCUGCUGUUCGACACGGUCUGUGCUCUCACCGACUUGAACUAUGUGGUUCACCAUGCUGCCAUUGGCUCUCAAGGCUCUACUGCAUUUCAGGAAUAUUACGUAACGGACAAGAACGGGACGUUAGAGACCGAUAGCGAGAAGCACCGGGUUACCAAAUGUUUGGUUGCUGCCACAGAAAGGAGAGUUUCCCAUGGACUGAGACUAAAAAUUUGCACUAAGAACAGGACGGGACUGCUAUCGGACGUUACACGUGUUCUCCGGGAGAACGGGCUAUCAAUAACCGGGGCGGAGAUUGGGACUCGUGGCGAAAACGCAGUGGGGACGUUCUACCUGAAAGACGCAACAGGGGAAGAUGUGAGUCCGGAAACGGUGGAGGUAGUGAGACGAGAACUAGGAGGGCGGACAGUUUUUGAAAACGUAUCCCCGGGGACAUCUCCGGAGGCUAUGCCCUCUAGAACAAGCAGCGGGGAGGAAGAGAGAACGAGCUUCUCGCUGCGAGGCUUGAUCUGGUCGCAGCUGGAGUGGCUCUCCGGCAACUUCAAACCUACCUAAUCUUGAUUAUAUUUCAACAUAUGUAAAGGUUAACAAUUUCUUUUAUCCAAUGUAAAUGAAUAUCAUAUGUCAAUAGAUGUAAAUAAUAUCUCUCUCUUUCAUCA